This is a messenger RNA of Wallemia mellicola CBS 633.66, 4415 nucleotides long. RefSeq lists its product as hypothetical. Gene Ontology annotation, cellular component: nuclear pore transmembrane ring. Lineage: Eukaryota; Fungi; Basidiomycota; Wallemiomycetes; Wallemiales; Wallemiaceae. Gene Ontology annotation, molecular function: structural constituent of nuclear pore. Gene Ontology annotation, biological process: protein import into nucleus; nuclear pore organization. The record is from RefSeq and is a predicted model, not a curated record. The transcript has 5 exons. Bases 336 to 3797 code for a protein of 1153 amino acids.
CGCUCAGCGAUGCACGCAAAAAUCUAGAGAUAACACCCCCGCGGAUACCAGAGAGCAUAUUUGAUGGUCCAUCUCAGCGUCUCCUGCUUUUCAGCGGUGUCGCUGCAUUACAAGCCUACAAACUGACGAAAACAUUCAAUUUGUGGACUAGCGAUAGCUCUACGCGUAUAUUAGACUCAGAAAUUGCUCUAUAUAGAUGGGCAUUGGUAGAUCUCUCAGCUGUACUUGUUAUCUGGUGGUUGAGAAUACCAAGACUACGAUUUCAGAAAUCUGUUUGGCUGGCCAUAAUCGCCUUGCUAUUUGCACUUAAUUGGCUUCUUCUUGGUAGUUGGAAGAUGCCUCUUGCACAAUUAUCUACUGCUAUUAUACCAACAACAUUGAAAAAUGCAUUCACAUUCUACAAGGCUCCAGAGGAACAUAGAGUAAGGCUCAAGGAUGUCGUUGGAAACCGCGAUAAGCACCUUCGGGGUGAACACACAGUUAGAGUUGGUGGAUUUAGUACAGCAAAGAUAAACCCAACAAUCCAGUCAUUUUGUUUACCAGAGACUGUGUCCAGCAAGCCACUCACUGUGCCUAUUCUCUUUAACAACACAGAACCUCUCGUACUCGCUUAUUCUAUCACACCUCUUCUCCCGGAUGGCAGUCUAGGCGAAGAAAGAGAAGUCGAAAUCCAAGGUAGAGAAUUAGAGAAGAAUAAAUACAUUACCGGUUACACAGAUGAUGACAGCGACGACUUUUUCGACCCAAAUCAUGACUUUUAUGCACAUCAAUCACUUGACGAAUUAGCGCUCCUUCCUCGUGGUCAUGGCGUAGCAGCUCCACCGAGGCUACAGAAGACGCAGAACAUUAGGUAUCUUCCACUCACAUCUGCAUCUGCACUCCCACCACCACCAUUUGUCGUUAAACUGAAACACGUCGUGGACAAGAACUCGGAAUUAGAUGCAAGAAUAGCGAGAACAGAGGCCGUCAUCGUCGGGUGUCCUUCAGCAGGUUUCGCAAGUGAGGACAUUCUCGGUGGUGACAGAUGCGUUGGUGAUAAAGUUGGCUUCCAAUUGGGUGUACGUUCGGCUGGUGGCGCAAGCGUUGCUUGGUACAGUAGAGGUCCUGGUAGUCACUCGGAUGUUAGGAAGUUGGACAGUAUAGGAUCAACUGCUUACACGACAUCCGCUCCACAUGCUAGAGCAGUGUCUACUACCACGUCAAUACCAAUUAAUGUUACAUUAGACAAGAGUGGUGAUUAUGAACUUGAGUUGGCUUCUCUUGAGGACUACUUUGGUAAUAAUCCAUAUCCAUCUCUCUACGAGUCUGGUUUGGAGCAGUCAUCACCAAUUGUUCAGUACCAUUCGCACUCACUUCCAUUGGUUUCAUUCUCUGGUUGCUCAGCUGAAGAUCCAGUUAGAUUACUUGAAGGAUCAAAAUCUACCUUAAGAGUCACAGUACGCGGUGUAGAAGAUAGCGAAGGGUCUGUUGACGUUAAGAUAAAGUUCUUUGAUAACCCAGACCUUUCUUCAACGCCUGGUUCUGACAUUAUCAACGUUCACAUUCCAGCUGGUCAACCAUAUGCUGAUAUUGGUGUGUCAAAAUCUGGUUACUACAAAAUUCAAGAAGUUAAUGGUAAAUACUGUGGCGGUGUCACUCAAAUGCCUGAUGUGUGUGGCGUCAAGAGCGUACCAAAACCAACUAUCGAUAUGGAUAUCAAGACUAUAGAGGAUUGUUCAGGAGAAGUCGGUAUACACGCCUUGAUGACACUCACAGGUGAGGCACCAUUUAAGCUAUCAUAUAUGGUGGAGUUCGGAGAUGAGCAGAAGAGGGUAGAAAAGAAGAUCUAUUCAAGCAGAGAUGAGUUGUCUCUCACACCUGAGCGUGAAGGCAAAUACAAGUACACUUUCUUAAGUCUCACUGAUCGCAACUACAAGGACAUCCCAAUGGGUGAUAAAGGAAAGGGUAUCACUGCAACACAGGUUGUUCAUCCACUCGCGGGUGCACAAUUUGCGGAAAAGAAAAACAAGAGGACAGUAUGGAGUUGUGAAGGUAACGAGGUAGAUGUCGACAUUGAAUUUAAGGGUAGUGGUCCAUGGAAUCUCGAAUUCCAAACAACUGGUACGAGUGCGUCAUCUAUCACCAAGCCAGUGACUUAUCAUGAAAACAAUAUUCGCGACCGUCAGCACACAAUUAAGGUACCAAUUCCCGAUGAAAUAGAUAGGCUUGGUGGUCAAUUCAUGAUCAGCCUGGUUAGCGUUGAAGAUAGCAGACGCUGUAAGAAAGUGCUAGCACAAAAUGACUACAGUGUACAAGUGCAGCGUGUCAAACCAACAGCCAGACUCUUCGGUACGGAUAGAGCAACUAUUCUGGAUGGCCAGACAGCCAACAUUCCUGUUAGACUGACCGGUGAAGGUCCUUGGAAGAUUGGCUACAACCAUCAAGGCGAAUCACGUACAGUUACAACUGAUAAACGCGAAACUGAUCUUAUCGUUGAUAGUGAAGGUCUUUAUGAACUUGUCGGUAUUCACGACUCACAUUGCCCUGGUACAAUUAUUGAGAAUGAAGAUAAAUUCUAUUUGGACUUCAUACCACGUCCUUCAAUUACGUUAGGCGAAAGCACAUUGUCAUCUCGCAAACCACGCAAAGGGGCAUUACAUCACACUCUCGCGCCAGUAUGUAAAGGUGAUGAUAGUUCUAUACAUCUCGCUAUCACGGGUGAACCACCAUUUGAAAUAUCGUAUCAACACAGAGAAGGUAGCCUUGUCGAAGAAGAAAGAAUGGCAUCCGUAAGACACUCACCUAAUGUCAAUCUCGAUACUGAAGUUGCGGGUACCCAUAAGUACUUAUUCUCAGCUGUUGGUGAUGCCAACUAUGGUUUAAAGGACAAUGGAAAGGAUUAUGUGGAAAUCGAGCAACUUGUCGUUGAGCGUCCAUACGCUGUGUUCAAGAAUUCACCACGAAUCUCGUACUGCCUUGGUGACGUCUUGAGUCCUCGUCCUCAUGAGCAUAACCCAGUCAUAGAACUCCAUGGUACGGCACCAUGGGAUCUAGAAUUGGAGGUAUCUGAAGAGACGGGUACAACAUCACCACGUCGCGUACGCGUACCUGGAAUAAGAACGCCUGAAUGGGAAGUGGACCUAGCGCCAUUGCGUCUCAACAGUUUUGGUACGCAUAAGAUAACAAUCGUGGAUGUUCAUGAUGCUAGCGAUUGUGUUGCAUUUGACGAGGAUACACAAUCGAAGAAGACGUCGGUUGUAGAUGUAGCUGAAUCUGCGACUGUCGUACCUGUCGAUAGAUUUGAGGAUGUAUGUGUCGGUGACAGUAUGGAUUUCCAACUAGGUGGAAGUGCACCAUGGGCUGUAACCUACGAGUGGAAUGGUAAACCACAAGUUGUGAAGACCAAAUCGUCUAAUUUCAAUAGAAUAGCUGAAGAUGAAGGUCUUUUCGCAAUCACUGAAGUAUCGCAUCAUAGUCAACAGUGUCCAACUAAUGUCGACAUCAAGAGAAUUGUCCAUCCGCUGCCGUCUGCUAGUGUGAGUGAGGGUAAUACCUACAUUGAGGACAUCAGGGAAGGUGAUCAAGCUGAGAUCAAAUUCACGUUCGUUGGUACUCCACCAUUCACGUUUACUUAUGAGCGCCGCGAGAACCUCCCUCGGGUCAGACACCACGAGCUUGGCAAGGUAUUAGAAAGACAUACGAUCACGAAUGUACAAGAUUACGAGCACUCAAUAUUUUCGUCAUUGGAAGGCACUUACGUCGUCUCGUUCAUCCAAGAUGGCUACUGUCGUUACCCAAAGGACACAAGAAGGCGUUAGUUAGCUAAUUAAUUAGCGCUAAUCAGUUAUAAAUCCGCAUUGUUAUCUUAUAAAAAGCUACAAAUUGUAUAUAAGCUCUUAAUUUAUAUAAUUACACAUGAAAUCAAUCUGUUCAACUAAUUGGUGGUACUGGGGGCGUCACGCCAGGUGCAACUGGAGGUGGUAGGACACCUGGUGGUGGUGCAUUUUGAGGGUUCUGAGUAGGUACUGCUCCUGGUGCUGGCAUCCUACCGCCGCUCAUGAUAUGACGAUGUCCUUGUAAUUGUACGUAGAAAUCGGCGUCACUGAUCACGCCCUUAAAUAUACGCUUGCGCUUGGCUGGCUGAUUCUUCUUGUUAAGGUCAAUUCCUCGUGCCUCAGCUCUACGACGAUCGUAUUCCGCCUUAUCGUGUGCUGGUACACCCUCCAUACCGAAAAUCUCAAUCUCGAAUGUGCUCCUGCCGGGUAAAGCAUUCUCUAUCCUAUCAGCUUCCAGUUUGUGUACUUGCUGCACGUGGACAGCCAAACCAUUCGCCGUGUUCAAUCUACGUGGACAGAGUGAGCACCUGAAAUGCUUAGCCUUUUGGUGACUGAUUAGAACUUUAUCGUCUUCGAAUUCUCUCUCGCAGUACCAGCACC